AUGAACAGGGAGAUACCAGGGUUCUACUACGACCCUGAGAAGAAAAAGUACUUCAAGAUCGAGGCAAGCCACAAAGCCCCAGCAGGAUCUCAAUAUUCCAAAGAUGCUGUUAAGCGCAAACGCAAGGACCAGGAGAAACGUCAACGGAAAGUCCACCUCACUCGGAGGAUAGCAAAGGAAAAAAUCAAAAGAGCAGCAUUCCUAGCCAACCCCCUCAUUGGGGCAGAGCGGGAGAUUGGAACCCAGCUUGUGACCAAGAGUUCCCGGCAAGAUCAACGGGGUUUGCUAUAUGCUAGCCAACUUCGCCGAAACCAGUUGCACCAAUUUGAGCCCUGGCCAGAUGAAUACUCUAUUAAACAUGUAUUGCGCAACCAACGGUCCGGGAUUCUGGUCGCUAGCGGCCAUCGCGGUGGUGAAUCUUCUGUUUCAAUAUGCUUCCCAGACUGCGAUCAGGAAAAAUGGACUUAUAACCGGACAAUGGAACGGGUACUCUUCAAAGAACCCUAUAGGGUAUGUUGCUCGUCUUUCGGACAUCAUAAUCGAUCGACAACCGCUGAUGUGAUAGCGACAAUGGAUAGCGGUCCGAACGGCGACUCAUUCCUCGCACCACGAAUGCUUCCCGAUCCCGACGAGGGUGGCGAUUACCGCUGGCCUCCAAGCUUUUCCCACCCAGUUCGCCUCCGCAUGGCAUCAUCGCUCUGGUGUUCCGCGCCCUGCCCCGUAGGUACUAUGCCCUUUUUCGCGAUCGGCACCUCAGACGGGCUGCAUACGUUGGAAGGCUUCGGAAGCUACUGGGCCCUAUCAAAGAAAUCAUUUGCGAACGAUGUAUACUCGGGAAAACCAAUCCUUCACCGACGGAUAGAUUCGUCCCACGCCCUCGUUACCAGCGUUGAAUGGCUCUCGGCCCAAGUCAUCGCCGCCGGACUCAAAGACUCAGCGAUAUUCCUCCAUGACCUUCGCAGUGCCGGGACGGCCACGAGACUCCAGCAUUCGCAUGCCGUCACUAAAAUCAAAAGCGUUGACCCAUAUCGCAUGGUUGUGGCCGGAAUAAACUCAGACAAUUAUACCCGGAGAGUAUCUGACACAAAGGUAGCUGAAAAUCUUCUCAGAUUAUUCACCCGAGAUUAUACCUGA
Messenger RNA from Aspergillus oryzae RIB40, 1134 nucleotides. RefSeq lists its product as uncharacterized. Gene Ontology annotation, cellular component: Cul4-RING E3 ubiquitin ligase complex. Bases 1 to 1134 code for a protein of 377 amino acids. Gene Ontology annotation, molecular function: protein binding. NCBI's taxonomy places the organism in Eukaryota, Fungi, Ascomycota, Eurotiomycetes, Eurotiales, Aspergillaceae. The record is from RefSeq and is a predicted model, not a curated record. The transcript is spliced from 9 exons.